Molecule: messenger RNA, 3500 nt
Organism: Porites evermanni
Lineage: Eukaryota; Metazoa; Cnidaria; Anthozoa; Scleractinia; Poritidae
Source: the annotation of a GenBank genome assembly
AUUUUUUGUGUGACCUGUGAACGACAUAAGCCCGGACGUGAUGAGAUUGAAAUAGUUAUCAACGAGACACAGUCCAAAAUCUGGAAGUGCCCUGAAUGUCCAUUUGGCCAUGAACCAAAUGUUAAGUGUGGAGCUAGUGUUAACAGCAGUGUGCAUAUUCAGUGUGUUGAGUGUGUAGAAGGGCAUACCUUUUCUGAUUCACAUGGAUAUGCACCGUGCAAGAAUUGCCAUAAGUGCGUAGAGAAUGAAGAAAGAUCUGGAUCAUGUUCAAAGGAAGAGGAUACAACAAAGUGCCUACGAACAUGCCUCAAGGGCUUCUACUGGGAGAGUGCAUCAUGUCAGCCAUGUAGUAAUUGUUGUGGAGAAAAUUAUCAACAUGAAAAACAAUGUGAAAAUGCAGGUGUUCCAACUAAUCAGCAGUGUCGGCAAACAGUUGAGUGCCAGCAUGCCCCAAUAAAUGCAAGCCAUCUUGGUGACAAACAAAGGCAAGAGGAUCAAAAUGAUUCCCAGAGGAAGUCUCUCUCCACGCUGGAAGUUGUAGCCUUGGGAAUUGUUUCAGCUGUGUUGAUAGUCACUGCAUUUUUGAUAGUGGCUCUCUUAGUGAUGUGGAGGUUACAUGGUUGGCAGGAAACUAAACGUAUCCUUAAGAGAUACUUUUGUUCCUGCUGCCCUUCUGCAAUCUCAAAUGAUGAAGUGGCUGGCCAGUUUGACAAUGAAGUUUUUGAUCCAGGUAACUUUGAGCCAACUACUUGGAGAGAAUAUGAGAUGCAAAAAGAGGAGGAAACAGACCAGAUGGGACCCUUGAAAUCAGGUGAUUUUGCUUCAUUCAUUUAUACAGAUAGUAAAGCAGGAUGAUUGAGGGGGUGACUUGAAUUUUUUAAAGUUGAAAAAAGGAUGGCAAAAAUUUCUGAGGACAGAAAGGGGAAUGUAUUUUUUUAACUACAGUAUAAGCACCCAGCAAGACCUGUAGAUCUAUACUGCCAUAUAUCGGCUUUACUGGUAUUUGCUGCUGAAAAAGGUGGGGUUUUUAAGUAGAAAUCAGAGGCACUUUGUUGUACAUAGUAGACUACAGGUACUGAAAACAAAUUCUAUUAUAAUUCUAUUAUAAGCUCCCCACACCCAGAUACUGUAUUUUCCCUAAAUUUUAGCUCAGCAGCUAUCAUGGACCAUUCUUGAUCCAUAAUGCUAAAAAUAUGCACCAAAGGAUCACUCCCCUGGUGGUAUUACUUUUCCCAGUGUUUAGAAUUAUUGCUAUGGAUCAGAGGGUAAGUUUUGAAGUAGACAGUUUAAGGACGGCUUGGCAAUAUGAGUGCUGUAGGUAAUUAUUUUGUCCUGUCCUCCACUUUACCCAUUUUUCCACCAAAGGUAGACAGCUCAGACCUCAAUAUAGCUAGUUUUUUAGCCAAUUGCUGGCACUUUAAUGAAAACCUAGUGAAUAGACCUUUAAUGUAGCUCUUCCUUUUCUUUUAGUUUCUCAAUCUGCUGGCAAGAGGCCUGCUUUCCAGCGGUCAGUAAGCUCAUCAGUUCCAGCUGAAUCACAACUGAAAGUAGAAUCAGUCAUUCCUAGGUCACAUUCCCACCCAGGAUGUCUUGGAAAACUUGGGAAGGAGCAGAUGACAGAGAACCAACCUGCAGCUGUCCCAAAGAAAACUCGUAGGAAGUGGAUGAGAUCCAAGAAAUUGGAAAAGAAUGGAUAUGGUUGGUUCUUUUGGUUCUUAAAAUAGAAACCUUUUCCAUAGUUCCUUAUUUUACGUUGUAGCAGUAUGUUUACAGUGAAGUGAUAACAAAAUAUACUGUGUAACACAAAAGGAGGAAGAAGAAAAAAAGACAAAGGAGGGAACUCGAUUUAACAUGUGUACAUGUAUUAAGGAUAUCACUUAACUAAAGCUUGAAACUGAAGUACAUGUAAACAUUAGUUUUUCAAAAGUAUUUUCAUUGUAGGAACAGAAAACACAGUGGAGGUAAAAAAAAAGUAUAUUCCAACCUAUAUUUUCAAUCUUUACUUUCUGUUAAUAGUUGCUGUACCGACUGAUCCAGAUCUUCCUGAUGUUACAUUUGAGGGAACAGCUGAUAUGCCCAGUAUGUAUUUAGUUAAUGCUUCCCAAAAAUUAUCCCCCUUUGGACAUUUCCACAACAAGUUCAAACAAGAAGUAAAAAUUAUAUUAUAGCGGGGUGUCCUAUGGGGGGGGGGAGUUAUCAAAAAUAUUUUACAUGGGGAGGCUCUGCCCCAAGGUCCAACCCCUUAACUUAGUUAUAUACCACUUUUGGCAAAAAAGGUUCCCCUUUCGUAUACCUUCUAGUUACAAAUGGUACCCCUUUCAAAUAACUGGGUUCGAACUUUGCAUCCCUUUUAACCUCUGUAAAUAAACUGUCUUUAAAUAUGAAUAAAUCACAAAACCAGAGCAUCUUCUCAACUUUCAAGCAGGCAUAAAAUGCAGCUGUUUAAUACCCCUUUUGGCCCUUUUUAUGUACUGAAAUGACAGUUUUCCCCACCCUUUCAUAUAUUUUAACUAAAAGGUUCCCCUUUCCGGUGUAGCCUCCACAUAUUUAACAAUUAAUGAAUGAGGCUGAGUAGAGCUGAGUUCAACUUCGUCCCCAGGUCUUCUCGGUUAACGGCGCAUUAACCUGCAUAGCCUGGGACCAGGCUCCGCAGUGGGUGAAAAAGGCAAAACACGGGUUCAAAUUUAUUAGCCUGCGUUGCUGCCGGCCCACCCACUCGUCUAAACCUGUAAUAUAGUCCAUACAGAAGGCUUAGAGCGUCUGCAACGCAAGGUCAAAUAGGAAUUGGGGAGGACUACCUCUUGGCUCGCUUCGCUCGCCAAUUUUUUUCUUCUCCUCCCCCCAAUGCGGAGCCUGGUCCCAGGCUAUAACCUGCAAGGAAGCUGCCCUUUUUUACGUCAUCAGUUGAUUGGUCGCAAAAUUCUUCCAAAUUUGGUCGUUAGUAGCUGGUUACUGGUGAAUUAUGCGUGUGCUUUUAGCCAAUCAGAAUAGGGGAAAUAUUUUUAAUGAAUAAUAAAGGCCAUUAUCGGGAGUACACCCCGGUGUUGUCCUCAAGGCGAGAGUUGACUGUAUUCAGUAAAAAUCAACCCACCUUUUAAAGUUUAGUUGUCCUUUAGCGAAUUCUUGUCAGUUGUGAAGGAGGGAUUAUAUGUCAUCAUUUGUAACAAUACAGUGACUUAAGCACAUCUUCAUAUUUGUCAUUAACAGGAGGGAAAAAGCCUACAAACCCGCGUUCAUUCUUUGUUGGGCAACAGCACCAAAGUACUUCAACAACAGGCCUUGAUUACACUCAACAUACUACCACCACAGUAGCAUCAGUGCCAGAGCAUUUCCAGAGCAACCUCUUAAAAGGAAAAAUGGAAAAAAUCCCAAUUAAGUUUUAUAGUAAAAUUUGUAUGAAGCUGGACAAACUACGAGAUUGCUUUUGGGAUGAUUAUCGUUUGUUUGGUGAAACGAUUGGCCUUGACAAAGACAUAGUAACGUGCUUGGGUCAGAUUGGG